UUUGAUUUUGAAAUGCUCCAAGAGCUAGCCUAUAAGUACUUGGACAAGCUUUUCCUAAAAGUUUUGCAGAAGCAAAUUAGCCAAGUGGCAACAAAGCUUUGCAAUUUUAUUGAAGAACUCGGACAUUAUGAGGUUUUCUUUGAAUAUUAAACAUUUUCAAAUAUUCAAAACUUUGGAAUCUCAGAACGAUAAAGAAUCCUUUGCUAGAAUCCAGAAUCUGGAAUCUCACAUAGAUCCCUUAGAGAUUCCGUCAACUACGAAGCUUCGUCUUAUGUGUGAAACUGAGAAAAUUGAAGAUUAUUCAGUUGUGGCUCCACCUAAAGUAUUGAAAUCCAGCCCUAUCAUAACUGAAGAGGAUUGAAAAUGCUUGUGAAUUGUACAUCGUAAUAAAAAAUAUUAAUAAUCUUGAAUUGUAUAAUAAAAAUUCAAAACCAGCUCCUACUUCUUGGAUGUUAUGAAAAUUAUUUUUUGAUUGAUUUUUAAAAAAAUUAGUACCGAAAUUUGUAAACUAGAGUUUUAAAAAAAUAUUGUUUUAGGUGAGUUUUGAAAAAUUCUGACGAAAAAAUUUUUGAAGCUAUUUUUUGCAUAAAUUCCAGCAAAACAAUUCGAAGAUCAAUUUAAACAUUCAACAAUAAUUAUAUUUAAGACUUUUUAGUAAAACCUGUGAAAUCUGAAAAAAAUUAAUUAUUGCAUAAAAAUUGAAAGUUAAGAAAAUUGAUUAGAGAAAGGUUUUUAACAGAUUUUUUCAAAAUAAGAACACUUUAAAAAAAUUUGUAGCUCAUUAGGUUUUUGAGUGAAGGCUGAUGUAUCCUUUUACAGCCCAUAGUCUAGAUAUAUUUGUUUGAGCAAUUCAUCAAAUACUCUAUUAUUCAAACUCCGAAUGUCCUUGACCAGAGACCAAAUCUCCAAUUUAUAAACACACUCCUGGGUACGUGUCUCGUGUUCAAAAAAAACAAACAUGUUUAUGCCACCACAUGUUGUUGCCUUCAAUACGCACACAUAAAAUGAAUUGCAAAAUUGAAGUUCCCAGGGAUUUGAUAAAUGAAUUCACAAAUCCGUCGAGAAAGAGACCCGUUCGAACGACACUGCGAGAAAACUGGAGCCUGGUUGAGAAUAUAGAUGCUCAGCUGAAAAAUGCAGAUGACCUCCCCGAAAAAUUGCCCCCUUUGGUGACUCAUAUCACGAAAAACUUCAUGAAAAUCGUCAGCUUCAUCGCGAAUCCCAGAAAAUUAUCUGCAAGGCUGAGAAAGCCAAAAGACGAUCAACCAGAAGAGUUCUUGGAUUUUGAAAAUGAUUUGAGAGAUGCUCAGAGGAACUGGGGAGAGUUUUUCAGAAAGUAUGAGAACGAAAUUAAUAUGUUUACGGGAGCAGCGAAACAAUAUGGAAAAGUAGAUUUCCACGAGGAAUUGUGGCAGCAGACAAGGUUUCAGAAACUAACUUCAGCCAUCACAAACUUUUCCGAAAAGAUUCAAAACAAAACCGUAUCCUACAUCCCUCCAUCACGAUUUUUAUUCGCAUUUGUUGGUUUUCUUGCCAGUUGGACAAUAGUUCCAGUUUUUAAUACUCCGAAAAAGAUUUCUUCAAAAAUAUUCACCCCGAAGCAUGUUGAGCAGUCGAUGAAUGGAAAUGGCGUUCACAAAAUGGAGAAAAAUGGAACAAAUCACACAACAAAAAACCCUAUUCCAUCGAAAAUCAUUGUUACGCCACAGGAGAACGAUGAAGCUAUCACGAAAUUUCACGAAAGUAUGAAAAACUCAGAAAAUGUAAUUUCUGAAAAGGAACAAGAUUUGCAAAAUAAACUCAACGUUUAUCAGAAGGAGAUUAGUGCCAGACUGGAAGUUCAAGAGAAGCGUCUGCAUGCUGAAAUUGACGCAUUUGAGCAUGAAAAGGAGCAAAGACGAAAGCAGGAAGAGGAAGAGUUCUCGAAGAAAAUGAUGGAGCAAGAUCAAGAAUUUCAGAAGAUUAUUCGCAAAAUUGACGUGGAUCGGAAAACAUUUGCAGAAGAAAAACAUUUAAAACUAAUGGAAGCAUGUGAAAACCAAGAUGAAGUUCUGCUGAAAUUGCUCAAUUCCUCUCUGAAAUCAUUUCACUGGGAAGAACACGAAGAGUACUGGGCCAGUCGAUUGAACGUUCUUCGUAACUCACUGUCGCUUAUUCGUUCCGAAUUUUGGAGUUUUGAGAGAUAUUUCCGGCAGCAGGCAGAGAAUCCAGAGAUGUGUCCGAAUUUUGUGAGAACUAUUUUUGAGAUGGAAUCAGCCUCGUUCGGCCAGACAGUCACCAGAGCUCAGACCCUUAUCAGUAACCAGCACGAGUUUUUCGAUGUGCUCUUCGAUAAAUACGACGAUGAUUUGUUUUUGAAAGUGCUUUGGAAAGCCACGAGUCAAGUGGCCAAUCAGCUCGACAAAAUAAUUUUUGAAUUAUGGAGCAUCGCGGUGAACUCUCAUGGAUACGACUACUUUAAGCUUCGGUCAGCAGUGAUGGAAGUUGACCCAUCGUCAAUUCCGACCACAUGGAGGCUCAAAGGAAUCUGUCACUCAGCUGAUCCAUCGGAUUAUGAAGAUUCAUUAAGUAUCGGAUCACCUUCUGUAUAUAGUCAUUUUUAAUUUGUCUGAAAAUGAUUUUUUGUACAUAAAUUAUUUAUUCU
Caenorhabditis elegans is the source of this 2644-nucleotide messenger RNA. RefSeq names its product SUN domain-containing protein (gene Y6E2A.4). The record is from RefSeq and is marked reviewed. The coding region runs from base 1005 to 2603 and encodes 532 amino acids. The transcript is spliced from 10 exons. NCBI's taxonomy places the organism in Eukaryota, Metazoa, Nematoda, Chromadorea, Rhabditida, Rhabditidae.